This is a messenger RNA of Guyanagaster necrorhizus, 1277 nucleotides long. RefSeq lists its product as uncharacterized. Lineage: Eukaryota; Fungi; Basidiomycota; Agaricomycetes; Agaricales; Physalacriaceae. The coding region runs from base 238 to 1107 and encodes 289 amino acids. The record is from RefSeq and is a predicted model, not a curated record. The transcript has 4 exons.
AAAAGAACACAUACACUCUUGACCAAAGACCACCACCGUUGUUUCCUGUUCGGGUUCCUGUUGGCUACGUUCUUGUCCAUCUUUACGUCGAUAUAUAAAGCCUAUGGGCCAACUGUCGGCCUCAAUCUCAGCUGGGAAGCACCAUCCUUCCUCGCAGACACCCUCCCCCGUCAUACCGUCAAGGUCAAUGUCACAUUCGGCGUGGUAGCACUCCUAGACGAAGUUCUACCAUCUUGGAUGGCCGCGAUGACCAUCGAACCAACCUUCAUUGAAAUCGCCGAAGACCCUAGGGGUGCCGUACCGUUUGUCGAGCCGACAAUGUUCACGCCGACUUCAACAACGGUUAUAGAACACCAGACUAGUGACGAACCCUUGUCCAAGGUCAUGCAAGUGGUGCUGACGCUGGAGAUAGUAACGGCAUUGGUGCUUUCGACAUUCGCCGUCGCGGUGGUAGCUUGUGUGUUUGUGGUUAGGCGGGUGUCCAGACCAGCCAGUGGUCCCUUUUCCUCUACUGCUGCCUCCCGUCUCCCGCCUUUUUUGUCACUUGUCCAAGCUCUUGGGAUUACUUCUUCGACCCGCUCGUCCUCCUUUCCGUCGUGGGAAUGGCCAUCACUUGUGGUCUCUUUGUUCUGCAUAACCUUGACUCCGGCGUACCUCCAUCCGCCCUCGACUUACCUCUCCCAACCAUUUGAUGAUAUAUGUCAAUAUGUCGCAAUCAUGGCUAUCCUUGCGAUUGUUCCGACUGUAUCGUUCAUCCCAUGGAGGAAGGUGCCUCGAGGCGGGGUGGUAGAUAUGCCCACGGCGGAUUGUGUAGAGAACGACGCAGGUUCACUGCUAGUUUCAAAUCACGAGGUAAAGAGCAAUAUGGCAUCCCUCCCAUUUCGCAACCUCGCCGACUUUUCCCUGAAUAUUCCUCAGGCCCAGGACACAUCCGUGACUACCGAGUCGAUUUCGGAACAGGCCACCCUCAGCUUGUACGUCACGGUCCCGGCGCAGAACUCGAUAUCACGCGCCAUGAAUGGGGACAUCGCUGUAGGCCAUGAUACCCUCGGCUCUGUAGGCUUUUAUACUGGCUUAGCAUCGAGCCUCGAUAUAAGUGCGAAGUGAUCCCUCAACGCGUAGAGCACGUCGUUGCCUAGUCUGCUCCCCGUCCCUUUGAUGAAUCGGCCAGUAAGAAAUACCAAUGAAACAUGGAGAUGACGAGGAUGUGUACUACACAAACUACUACGUUGCCGCGAUGGGUUGUUAGGGACGACCAACUGGUCACUGGGGAGGCU